Messenger RNA from Salarias fasciatus (jewelled blenny), 1323 nucleotides. Its product is annotated as extracellular calcium-sensing receptor-like. The record is from RefSeq and is a predicted model, not a curated record. The transcript is spliced from 7 exons. Gene Ontology annotation, molecular function: G protein-coupled receptor activity. Bases 1 to 1323 code for a protein of 440 amino acids. Gene Ontology annotation, biological process: G protein-coupled receptor signaling pathway. Lineage: Eukaryota; Metazoa; Chordata; Actinopteri; Blenniiformes; Blenniidae. Gene Ontology annotation, cellular component: plasma membrane.
AUGGCAGGCAUUCCUUUGAUUAUUGGUCCAACAACAUCAACUGUAAGUAUUAUGCUAUCCAGGAUCCUUGGACCUCUCUCUGUACCGGUUGUGUUGCAGCACUUGAGCAAAGUGAAGGUCACCACCCCACAGGGUGACCUCUUCCAUUUCCAAGGAGCUGACUCUCCAGCCAAGUACGACCUGAUCAACUGGCAGAAAACACCCGAGGGGCCGCUGAAAAUGGUUUUAAUUGGACAUGUUGACGGGUUUGAUUUUCAAUUUAAUGAAUCGGCUGUUCAGUGGAGCGCAGGAUCCAGUCAGGUGCCUGUUUCAGUGUGCAGUGAAAGCUGUCCUCCAGGGACUCGCAGGGCCAACAGGAAGGGAGAACCUGUCUGCUGCUUUGACUGUAUCCCAUGUGCUGAUGGAGAGAUUAGCAAUACAACUGGUUCCUUCCAGUGUGAGCAGUGUCCACCUGAUUUCUGGUCCAACGAUGAAAGAACAGUCUGCAUCCGUCAAGAGCUGGACUUUCUUUCCUUUAAUGAGACAUUGGGCGUUACACUCACCACUGCCGCUGUGUCUGGGGCCAUUGUGACCGCAGCUGUGUUUGUGGUUUUUCUGAAGUACCGUCAAACACCGAUGGUACGAGCCAACAACUCAGAGCUGAGCUUCCUGCUGCUCCUGUCUCUCAAACUCUGCUUGCUCUGUUCGUUGGUGUUCAUCGGCCAUCCGUCGGUCUCGUCGUGCCGGUUCCAGCAGGCCGCCUUUGGGAUCAGCUUUGUUCUCUGUAUAUCCUGCCUCCUUGUGAAAACCAUGGUGGUUCUGGCUGUUUUCCGCUCAGCUCGUCCCGGUUCUGAAGCUUUGAUGAAGUGGUUUGGGCUGAGUCAACAGAGGUGGAGCGUAUGCUUCUUUACUGGUGUGCAGGUUCUCAUCUGUGCUCUAUGGCUGUCCCUCAGCCCUCCAAUGCCUCAGCGUGAUCUGGGUUUCCAAGGGUCAAAGGUCACUCUGGAGUGUGCUAUGGACUCUGUGGUGGGCUUCUCUCUGGUCCUGGGGUACAUCGGCCUCUUGGCCUGCACCUGUCUCCUCUUGGCAUUUCUUGCGAGAAAGCUUCCCGACAACUUCAACGAGGCCAAGCUGAUCACCUUCAGCAUGCUGAUUUUCUGCGCCGUCUGGGUGGCCUUUGUUCCCGCUUAUGUCAGCUCUCCUGGGAAAUAUGUUGUUGCUGUUGAAGUCUUUGCAAUCCUGGCCUCCAGCUAUGGGUUACUUCUCUGUAUUUUUGCCCCAAAAUGUUUCAUAAUUCUUCUGAGGCCUGAGAAAAACACAAAGAAAUACCUGAUGGCCAGGUAG